CUGCUUUCACGGGGGCUGCUGGGGCGUGGACGUCGGUUACGUGCAGGGGCGCGCGCAGCCCUGUGGACGCGCUUCGUUGGUUGCGCGCGCCAGUAUCCUAACUGAGGGGAAACUGAAGACGCUCGGGGGAGGAACGUGCCCAGCAUGAAGAGGCAGGGGGCCCCCUUGGAGCGGAAACGUGCGCGGAUACCGUCCGGGAAGACCGGAGCAGCAAAUGGAUUUCUCAUGGAAGUGUGUGUUGAUUCAGUAGAGUCAGCUGUAAAUGCAGAAAGAGGAGGUGCUGGUCGGAUUGAAUUAUGUUCUGGUUUACUGGAAGGAGGAACCACACCUAGCAUGGGUGUCCUUCAAGUAGUGAAGCAAUAUGUCCAGAUCCCAGUUUUUGCGAUGAUUCGGCCACGUGGAGGUGAUUUUUUAUAUUCAGAUCGUGAAGUUGAGGUGAUGAAGGCUGACAUUCGUCUUGCCAAGCUUUAUGGUGCUGAUGGUUUGGUAUUUGGGGCAUUGACUGAAGAUGGACACAUUGACAAAGAGCUGUGCAUGUCUCUUGUGGCUAUUUGCCGUCCUCUGCCAGUCACUUUCCACCGAGCCUUUGACAUGGUUCAUGAUCCAGUGGCAGCUCUGGAGACCCUUUCCACUUUGGGAUUUGAACGAGUGUUGACCAGUGGAUGUGACUGUUCAGCACUAGAAGGGCUACCCCUGAUAAAGCGACUCAUAGAUCAGGCAAAAGGCAGGAUUGUGAUAAUGCCAGGGGGUGGUAUAACGGAUAGAAAUCUACAAAGGAUCCUUGAGGGUUCAGGUGCUACAGAAUUCCACUGUUCUGCUCGGUCUGCUAGAGAUUCAGGAAUGAAAUUCCGAAAUUCCUCCGUUGCCAUGGGAGCAUCUCUUUCUAGCUCAGAGUAUUCUCUAAAGGUAACAGAUGUGACCCAAGUAAGGACUUUGAGUGCUAUUGCAAAGAAUAUUCUGGUUUAGCCCUCUCUGAGAGACAUGGGUAUCACAGGAUAUCCAUGGUAGAAGAAUAGUCUACAAUUCUCUGUGACACAGCUCUAAUCUUCUGCUCUGGCCAGGAUAAUCACAGCCUUGAAGUCUCACAUGGCUAUGGAGAAUGUUUCCAUGAAGAAAAAGAACUUGAACAGAGCUACAGUCAUUUCCUUUGCUUAAUUUUGCCAACUGUCUCCAUCAUCAUGGUCCAAUCUGAUCUAUGCUUCUUCCACAGUCAAGAGAUUUAGUCUGUUUUCAGUGGAAUUAAUUGAUGAACUGGGAGAAUUCGACUGUAAGGUAUGAGUUGAGAAUGUGACUUCAGGGUCAAUUCAGCAGCAGUAUUUUGCUUUUUCAUCUGUAAAAUAAAAAUUUCCAUUUCAGUA
This is a messenger RNA of Manis javanica (Malayan pangolin), 1358 nucleotides long. RefSeq names its product cutC copper transporter (gene CUTC). Gene Ontology annotation, molecular function: copper ion binding. Lineage: Eukaryota; Metazoa; Chordata; Mammalia; Pholidota; Manidae. The record is from RefSeq and is a predicted model, not a curated record.